CAUCUUUCAAUGAGAUAAGCAGAUCCCGGUAGUUCUGUCACCGCGUAUGUUGCGCUGGUCUUUGACGUUAUCUGUUUAUGAAUACAAAUUGGAGUAUAGAAAGACGCAAGAUCACGGAAAUGCUGACUGUCUUAGCAGGCCGCCAAUACCCGGUGACCGGCCAGACAUCGAGCUGCCAGGCGACGUCCUCAUGCUGGAAGCAGUCGAGUACCCGCCUGUGAGUGCAGAAGACGUCGCAUCAGCCACUCUGCGCGAUCCUUGUCUGUCCAGGGUGAAGAAAUGGGUCAGGGCCGGCUGGCCAGAACAAGGUGUGCCCCCAGAGUAUGCCGUCUAUAAGCACUCCACGCCACACACGGAAACCGGGAGAACGCCAGCAGAACUCAUGCUGGGAAGGAGCUUCCGUUCUGCCUUGUCAAGCAUGCAGCCCGACGUCGAAGACGUGUGGUGUACGAGACAGCCAAAUUCGACGUUCCAGCGUGGUGAUCCUGUGUACGUGCGGAACUUCUCUCGUGGGCCGAAGUGGCUAGCCGCGUACGUACUGAGGUCCUUAGGCCACGUCAUGUACGAAGUGCAAACUACGAGCGGUGCGAUACACAGACGUCAUCGUGAACAUGUGCGCAGAGCAUGGAAGUCUGCACCACCAGACACCGCUGACCCUCACUUCCAGUUUCCAGCGACGCCAGCUACGGUUACCAGAUCGCCUGUGCGAGAAGCAACUGUGCCAGCAGAUAAUGGGCCGACAUCGACUGCACCUGAUACAGCGCAAGCAUGCCGCCGCUCUACUCGUGCACGACGACCUGUGCUCCGCUAUGGCAUUGACUGCUAGGGGGGGAGGGAUGUGAUAACAGCAUGAACUGAGUGAACCAGUGUGUACUGCGCAUGUCUUGUGUUAGAACCAGCACCACCAAGUGAAUCGAUAAAGCAACCUACCGUACCUACAUAUACUCGUAUCGUUGUGCAAUAAAGCAUUCUUGCAAAAGCUG
Molecule: messenger RNA, 983 nt
Organism: Rhipicephalus sanguineus (brown dog tick)
Lineage: Eukaryota; Metazoa; Arthropoda; Arachnida; Ixodida; Ixodidae
Exons: 2
Coding region: 47-826 (259 amino acids)
Source: RefSeq, a predicted model, not a curated record